AACCAACACACGGUGGCCGCUUGAACGAAAACGGGGGAAGCUUGGACAAGACCCGGUUGUUCUGUCGUCGGGAGCUCAGCAUGCUGUUAUACAAAUGCUGAGCGUGGGUCCGAGGCAAUUGUGUUCACCUCCCGUGCGGCGAUAGUUGACGGCCACGCCCCGUUUUCACCACCGUACAAAAGCUCGUACAAAACUGCUGGCGGCGGCGAGCGGUUUGAAACCCAGCAGGGCGGCUAGCGGGUUCACAGCGGAGAGGAAGCAGGAGUGUCCACCGCUUUGAGAACCAUGAGAGAGUACAAAGUAGUGGUUCUUGGGUCUGGGGGGGUCGGUAAAUCCGCUUUGACCGUCCAGUUUGUGACGGGAUCUUUCAUAGAGAAAUACGACCCUACGAUAGAGGAUUUUUACAGGAAGGAGAUCGAGGUGGACUCUUCUCCGUCUGUCCUGGAGAUCCUGGACACGGCGGGGACCGAACAAUUCGCCUCAAUGCGAGACCUCUACAUAAAAAAUGGGCAGGGUUUCAUUCUGGUCUAUAGUCUUGUGAACCAGCAGAGCUUUCAGGAUAUCAAACCGAUGAGGGAUCAGAUAAUUCGGGUGAAAAGGUACGAGAGAGUGCCGAUGAUUCUGGUUGGAAACAAAGUGGACCUGGAGGGGGAAAGGGAGGUGUCGUCCGGUGAGGGGAAGGCACUGGCGGACGACUGGAACUGCCCGUUCAUGGAAACUUCGGCCAAAAAUAAAAGCUCAGUUGACGAACUGUUUGCAGAGAUAGUCCGACAGAUGAACUAUAACUCAACACCAAAUGGCGACGACCACUGCUGCUCGUCCUGUGUAAUUCUUUAAGGAAAAAAGACAAUCAUAAAGUUAUUCUUUGCUCAGUUUUAAGUUUGCAAUGUGUGUUGCAGCAAGUCUGUACUGUUGAGUUCUUCUUCGUGUCUCACUCUGGCCUUGGAGGAAAAUGCAGGGAGGAAUGCUGCAGGGGGACAGGAGGAGGAGGGAGCAACUGAGACAGAGGGAGGGGUCCACUCCUCAGGAAUUAUGCUGGCUUGGAGUAUCGUUGCUGCACGAUCAGUGUCCACCAUCAAUGUCAACGUCAACUCAGAUCCAGAGUUCCUGCAAAACUCCCCUUCACCUUUUCCAGCUGAACCUCUUACUGGAACUAAAUCCCAGUGGAAACGAUCUGGAGGCUAACACUUACAGAAACUCAUAAAUGGAUAUUUGUGUACAAGAAGAAGGCAGGGAGAAAGAAUAUAUUUUGUUAAAUAACUGCACAGUCUGGGGUAAAGAUUUGGGCACCCUAACCCUUUUUGGAGCAACGCUAUAUGACACUCUGAAUCAUAUCUUUUUAUUCCCCCAAAGUCAGAAGAAACCACAUAUCCGGUGGAGUACACAUGACGAGUGCCACUUUGUUCUUCACCUCCUCAGUGUGUGAGAGGACCCAAACUGAAGUGAUUUGGGGACGCUGACAUGAUCGCCCUUGUGUCGAGUGCCUUUCCAAAACAAAUCAGUGCCAACUUACAUAUAUCACCAAAAGAACCCUUCAAUAUGGCAGUCCACAAGCCAGUGAACUCUUCUGGAUAUACUUGUAAGGGUGGAGGCUAAAAACAAGUAAAAAAAAAAAACUAAAGUAGGCUUUUUGUUAUUGGAA
Messenger RNA from Melanotaenia boesemani (Boeseman's rainbowfish), 1642 nucleotides. RefSeq names its product ras-related protein Rap-2b. Gene Ontology annotation, cellular component: plasma membrane. Gene Ontology annotation, biological process: Rap protein signal transduction; negative regulation of cell migration. Bases 286 to 837 code for a protein of 183 amino acids. The transcript is spliced from 2 exons. Gene Ontology annotation, molecular function: GTPase activity; GDP binding; GTP binding. The record is from RefSeq and is a predicted model, not a curated record. NCBI's taxonomy places the organism in Eukaryota, Metazoa, Chordata, Actinopteri, Atheriniformes, Melanotaeniidae.